AUGUGUUCUCAAUCACCAUCACACUUAACUCCACAUGGACCCUGUACCAGUGGAACAUUUGCUGAAAUAGAAUAUGAUUAUGCCGACUGUUUUAUUAGUGACUUUUGGCCUCCAUCUGCCUCCUCAUGGAUAGACAGAUGUCACUCGUGGCCCCAGCCUUUUGUUGUUGAUGAUAUAGUAAAACAUGGGUGUCACUUUGUAGCAAUCGGACAAAAGCUAGGAAGAAAUGAAGACCAUGAAUGGAGAAUUUCUUUCUCUCUGACAGAACAGAAACUAGUGUAUGCAAUGGACCACUGUCAAUUUUCAACUUACGGUUUACUUAAAAUGUUUUUAACAGAAAUAAUUAACAUUGGACUAAGUGGUGAUGAUAAAUUAUUGUGUUCUUAUCACACAGUUUUCUGGGUGAUUCUACAAAAUACAAUACCUCACUGGUGUCCAAAAACUCUACUGGAAUGUUUCUGGGUCUGUUUUAAACUCAUCCUCAAAUGGGUGUAUGAGGGGAUCUGUCCUAUCUUUUUUAUUCCAGAUAACAAAAUGUUUCUGAGCAAAAUUCAUGGCGACAAACAACAUCAACUAUUCAUGAGACUGUAUGGAUUGUAUGAGAAGGGUUUAGCAUUCCUGCUACACAGUCCCUCCAUUAGGUCUUGUAUUAUAAAUGUACUGCAUAACCCCAGACUCUCCAUCAGUACAGAUGAUCAUACUCUGAUUUCUGAGAUUGAUUUUGACGUAAGUCUAUAUAAUGAAAUACAACGCCUUGGUACAUCAUACAAAUUGAAUAUACAAGGCUGUAUUAGAUAUCUACAUACAAUAGAACAGAUGAUAAGUUCAUCCCUCCUGACAAAGUAUCAAGUCAUUAAGCUACACAAAGCUACAGCUGAUGUCCUCCAGAACACUGCUUUUAUAUUACACGUGGAAACUUUCACACAUAAAAAGAAACUGAGGUAUAGAGCUGACAGAAUGUCCUAUCACAUGCUGAAAUCAGCAGCCAAGUUUGGUUUUAUUUCUGACAAGCUGUACAUAGCCAUGUAUUAUUACUAG
Messenger RNA from Saccostrea cuccullata (small rock oyster), 1038 nucleotides. RefSeq lists its product as uncharacterized. The transcript has a single exon. The record is from RefSeq and is a predicted model, not a curated record. NCBI's taxonomy places the organism in Eukaryota, Metazoa, Mollusca, Bivalvia, Ostreida, Ostreidae. The coding region runs from base 1 to 1038 and encodes 345 amino acids.